AUGUCUGCAGCGGAUUUCAGAGAGAGAAUCUCAGACAAGUACAACAGGAUCCGUGUUGUGCUGGAUGGCGACGAGCGUCUGAUGACGCAGAUCAUUGAUGCAGAAGAGGAAUGCAUGAGCGAGUGGCUGGAAGCGCAGAGAGGAAUCGUGGAGGAACGCAUCAAGGAGAUAGACAAACUCAGAGUUUCCAGUAAACUACUCUUAGAAGAAACACAUGACUUGAGCUUCAUACGGCAAAUCACCGCUCAGAAUUUGUGUGGCCCUCCAAGUUUGGCACCCAUUCAGCAAAUGGACAGAGAACUGUGCGAGCCUGACAAAAUGAGAACAGUAGAAAAGCUGGUGGAUGACCUGUCAGUGGCUCUGUCGCAACACUUACCUCGAAUGUGGUCCUAUAUAGGUUGUCCUGCUCUCGACUUGAAAACAGCCCACCCAAAGCUGGAGGUAUCCCAGGAUGGGAGACAAGUGUGUUGGGGAGUGCAACCUGACAGUGGAGCUCCAAUCACUCAGCCAUAUGAUUCCCAGUACAGCGUCUUGGCUCAGAAGAGUUUUACUACUGGCAAACACUACUGGGAAGUCAUCGUACAGGAGAAACCAUAUUGGCUGAUCGGUGUGACUACUGGUCCAGUCAAUGGAGAUAUUGGUCUGAGUCUAAGGCCCUCUGGUCUGGGUGUGAAUAAGACUUCCUGGUGCAUCUACCACGGUGAUGGACAGUACAUGGCGUGCCACGACACCCAGGAGAAGCAACUACAAGUUGGGAAGAAAGUCAGAAAAUUGGGCAUACUGGCAAAUCUUCCCAAGGGGGAGCUGUCGUUCUACAAUGCAGACACCAUGAGUUUGCUUCACUCGUUCUGCGUGGAGUGCAAAGAGCCCAUUUUCCCAAUGUUUAACCCCUGCAUUGAUGUAAAUGGUCUCAACAGGCAUCCCUUGACCAUGUUUUGGAUCAAGGAUCCCUGGGAUUGGAGCGUCAGCACAGAUGGAGGUGACGAGUGA
This is a messenger RNA of Hippocampus zosterae (dwarf seahorse), 990 nucleotides long. Its product is annotated as nuclear factor 7, brain-like. Bases 1 to 990 code for a protein of 329 amino acids. The record is from RefSeq and is a predicted model, not a curated record. The transcript is spliced from 4 exons. Lineage: Eukaryota; Metazoa; Chordata; Actinopteri; Syngnathiformes; Syngnathidae. Gene Ontology annotation, molecular function: protein binding.